Molecule: messenger RNA, 954 nt
Organism: Micromonas commoda
Lineage: Eukaryota; Viridiplantae; Chlorophyta; Mamiellophyceae; Mamiellales; Mamiellaceae
Product: aldehyde reductase
Exons: 1
Coding region: 1-954 (317 amino acids)
Cellular component (GO): cytosol
Molecular function (GO): aldose reductase (NADPH) activity
Source: RefSeq, a predicted model, not a curated record
AUGCCCCUCCUCGGUCUCGGGACCUGGAAAAUCCCCAGGGAGCAGACGCCGGCGCUCGUGGAGACGGCCAUCCGGAAGGGGUGGAGGCACCUCGACUGCGCGUGCGACUACGGCAACGAGCGCGAGGUUGGCGCCGGCAUCAGAGCCGCGCUGACGGAGGACCCGACCAUCUCCCGCGACGACCUUUGGGUGACGAGCAAGCUGUGGAACACCUACCACCGUCAGGAACACGUGCGGGACGCGUGCCUCCGAACCUUGGACGACCUCGGCCUCGAGUACCUCGACCUCUACCUCGUGCACUUCCCAAUCUCCCUCAAGUUUGUCCCGUUCGAGACGCGGUACCCCCCCGAGUGGGUGCACGACCCGGACGCGUCCGAUCCCGCCGACCGGGUCAUGGUCCACGACCCUGUGCCGAUCGCCGAGACCUGGCGCGCCAUGGAGCAGCUCGUGGACGAGGGCCUCGUCAAGAACAUCGGCGUCUGCAACUUCAACGUGUCCCUGCUCACCGACCUGCUCGCCACGUCCAGAGUUAAACCGGCGGUGCUGCAGAUCGAGUCGCACCCGUACCUCUCCCAGAAGCACCUGGUGGACUACGCGCGGUUGCACCAAGUGCACGUCACCGCCUUCUCGCCGCUGGGCAGCGCGGGGUACGUCGAGAUGGGCUGGACGAAGCGAACGGAGGGCGCGAUCAACGAGGCGUGCGUCAAAGCCGCGGCGCAGGCGCACGGGACGUCCCCUGGGCAGGUGCUGCUCCGGUGGGCGGUGCAGCGGGGAACCUCCGCGAUUCCCAAGACGACAAAGGUUGGGAGGCUCGACGAGAACAUCGACGUGUUCGGCUGGACGCUCACCGCUGACGAGAUGUCCGCGAUCGACGCGCUGAACAGGAACAAGAGGUACAACGACCCUGCGGAAUUUUGCGUCGGCAUGGGCGGGCCCGUACCCAUCUACGACUGA